Molecule: messenger RNA, 633 nt
Organism: Meloidogyne enterolobii
Lineage: Eukaryota; Metazoa; Nematoda; Chromadorea; Rhabditida; Meloidogynidae
Source: the annotation of a GenBank genome assembly
UGUAUUAUGCAUUUAUUUGAAGUUCCUGAACGCAUUUUUGACUACACAAUAAAUCAAGUUGUUACAAUUUUCUACAAUCGCUAUCCAAAUUCAUUUUCUAAACAUGUCAUUUCUGAAGAUGUAAUUUCACGGGAAAUUAAAGGAGGGAAGAUUAUUACAAGGAAAUUAAUUGUUAAGAGAGGUGCCGGUUUUCUCAAGUCAGUUCCUCGUUGGAUUUCUAGACAGACUCAUGUUGCUUUUAUGCCAACUUUGGAAGAAAGCAUUUUCGAUGUGAAUGAGGGGACUUUAAUUACACAUACAAGAAAUGUUUCGUGGACAAAUACUUUGGAUAUGACUGAGACCUGUACUUACAAAAAAUUGCCUGAUUCCAAAAGCAGCGUUAAACGUAUUCUCUCCGUUAAAGCAAAUUGUCGUUUCUCCAAUUUAGUUGAACAAUUUUUGCUUAAAUUGUUUCGUAAAUCUACAAAUAAAACUUUGAAGGGAUACGAUGAAAAGUUGAUUGAAAGAUUUGGACAUCAUACUUCAACACAACAACCUCAUCCAACUUUGGGAGGAAAUCAAAAACAACAACUUUCUGAAAGGGCUAGUGAUUUAAUUAAAAAACAUCGUGGAGCUCGAAUUGGAAAUGGUUAA